Molecule: messenger RNA, 1638 nt
Organism: Diaporthe citri
Lineage: Eukaryota; Fungi; Ascomycota; Sordariomycetes; Diaporthales; Diaporthaceae
Exons: 3
Coding region: 1-1638 (545 amino acids)
Biological process (GO): amino acid transmembrane transport
Cellular component (GO): membrane
Molecular function (GO): amino acid transmembrane transporter activity
Source: RefSeq, a predicted model, not a curated record
AUGAUGGCUUCCAAAAUAACAACCAUCUUCAAGACCAACAGCCGCGCAACGGCCAGCUCAAGCAAUGAGACCAUCUCCGUGGCAGCCGGCGAGCAGGCCGAGAACAACACCGGCCUCAGGGAGCAGAUCUCGACGCGCCAGUUCAUCUUCAUGGCCCUGGGCGGCUCCAUCGGCGCGGGGCUGUUCAUAGCGUCGUCAAAGGGCCUGCAGCAGGGCGGGCCCGGCGGCCUCUUCUUCGCCUUCGCGCUCGUGGGGCUCGCCGUCUGGCUGACCAUGUGCGCGCUGGGCGAGCUGUCGGCCAGCCUCCCCGUGCAGGGCUCCUUCUACGACUUCUCGGUGCGGUUCAUCUCGCCCAGCUGGGGUUUUGCCAUGGGGUGGAACUAUAAUGUCAAUUUCAUGCUCAUCGUACCCUUUGAGGUCACGGUUAUCAUACUCAUCGAGAGGUACUGGGGCGAGGCGGUGCCGGGCGUUGCGUUGGUCCCUGUUUUUAUUCUGGGGUUGUUUGCCGUCCAUGUCUUUGGGGCAAAGACAUACGCUGAGGUUGAGCGUGCUCUGGGCAUCGCCAAGAUCGUCGUCCUGAUGAUGUUCACCAUUACGGGUGUUGUCAUUGCCGGUGGAGGGACCCGUGAAGCAGAUGGGCGUGGCUUUGAGAACUGGCAAAAUGGACAGGCCUUCCUCAACGGUGGACCUGGCUUCAUAUCCGUCUUUGUUGCCGCAGGAAUGGCCUAUGGCGGAACGGAGAUGCUCGGCCUCACGGCAGCGGAGUGCAAGCAGCCGCGGAGGGUUAUGCCGUUGGCAUCAGUUCUUGUUGUCGGCCGUCUGAUAAUAUGUUAUCUCCUCCCGCUAUUUGUGGUCGGGCUCGUCCUGAAGCCUUCAACCUUUAGUGAGCCGCAGUUCGCCAAGCUGCACGCCGUCUCACCGUUUGUCGCUGCCGUUCAGAAGGCAGGCAUCAAGAUUCUCCCGCACGUUAUCAAUGCAUUUCUCAUCGCUGCAGUAUUCAGCAUGGGUAGCUCUGCGUUCUUCGCUUCGUCGAGGAGCCUGACCGCGAUCUGCAAGCAGGGAAUGGGGCCAAGAAUAUUCGCGAAGACGACCAAGGGCGGGCUGCCGAGGAACUCCAUUCUUGCUGUUUUGGUUGUAGCACAACUGGCUUGGAUCACCGCUGCUCCUGAUGGAUCAUAUAUCUUCGAGUGGCUGCUUGCAUUGGCCUCGACUAGCAAUUUCUUUACAUGGUUGAGCAUCUGUGUCUGCCACAUACGCCUCCACCGCGCCAUGAAGCGUCAAGGCCGCAGCACCGACGAGCUCGAGUGGAAGUCCCCUACCGGCGUCUGGGGCAGCUACCUGGCCGCUAUUAUUAUUGUCUCUUGUAUGGUCUCACUCGUUAUCAGCGCCGCCCUGCCGCCUGUCAUACCGACUUCGAGGCCUCAUGUUGAAACCGCAAUGCAGAACAUCAUGGGUUUCAUUGCGGUAUUUGUGUGCUGGGUUGGUCACUUGCUGAUCGCUGCCCGAAGGAACAAUGGUUCCUGGAGGGAGAAGUUUUUGAUACCUCUUGACCAGCUGACCUUGCCGGAACUGGAUGCCCAGUUGCCACAACGUGGAUCUACUGUUGAGAAGAGCGGCCAUGACAUUUCACAGGCAUGA